Messenger RNA from Condylura cristata (star-nosed mole), 2426 nucleotides. RefSeq names its product enhancer of zeste 2 polycomb repressive complex 2 subunit (gene EZH2). NCBI's taxonomy places the organism in Eukaryota, Metazoa, Chordata, Mammalia, Eulipotyphla, Talpidae. Gene Ontology annotation, biological process: chromatin remodeling. The record is from RefSeq and is a predicted model, not a curated record. The transcript is spliced from 19 exons. Bases 29 to 2176 code for a protein of 715 amino acids. Gene Ontology annotation, molecular function: protein binding; histone H3K27 methyltransferase activity.
AUGUGAAACCAUUGCUUUUAGAAUAAUCAUGGGCCAGACUGGGAAGAAGUCUGAGAAGGGACCUGUUUGUUGGCGGAAGCGAGUAAAAUCUGAGUAUAUGCGGCUGCGACAGCUCAAGAGGUUCCGGCGGGCUGAUGAAGUCAAGAGUAUGUUUAGUUCUAACCGUCAGAAAAUUUUGGAAAGAACGGAGAUCUUAAACCAAGAAUGGAAGCAGCGCAGGAUCCAGCCCGUGCACAUCCUGACUUCUUGUUCGGUGACCAGUGAUUUGGAUUUUCCAGCACAAGUCAUCCCACUAAAGACUCUGAACGCAGUUGCUUCAGUCCCCAUAAUGUAUUCUUGGUCGCCCCUGCAGCAGAAUUUUAUGGUAGAAGAUGAGACUGUUUUACAUAACAUUCCUUACAUGGGAGACGAGGUUUUAGACCAAGACGGGACUUUCAUUGAAGAGCUGAUAAAGAAUUAUGAUGGGAAGGUGCACGGGGACAGAGAAUGUGGGUUUAUAAACGACGAGAUUUUUGUGGAGUUGGUGAACGCCCUGGGACAGUACAAUGACGACGACGACGACGACGAGGCCGAUGACCCCGACGAGAGCGAGGACAAGCAGAAGGGCCUGGAGGACAGCCGCGACGAUAAAGAAAGCCGGCCACCUCGAAAAUUUCCUUCAGAUAAAAUUUUUGAAGCCAUCUCCUCAAUGUUUCCAGAUAAGGGCACAGCAGAAGAACUGAAAGAAAAGUACAAGGAGCUCACUGAGCAGCAGCUCCCGGGCGCGCUGCCCCCCGAGUGCACCCCCAACAUCGACGGGCCUCACGCCAAGUCCGUGCAGCGGGAGCAGAGCCUGCACUCGUUCCACACGCUCUUCUGCCGGCGCUGCUUCAAGUACGACUGCUUCCUGCACCCGUUUCACGCCACGCCCAACACUUACAAGAGGAAGAACACAGAGGCGGCCCUGGACAACAAGCCCUGCGGGCCGCAGUGUUACCAGCACCUGGAGGGAGCGAAGGAGUUCGCUGCUGCCCUGACGGCUGAGCGGAUCAAGACCCCACCGAAGCGCCCUGGGGGCCGCAGGAGAGGGCGACUCCCCAACAACAGCAGCCGCCCCAGCACCCCCACCAUCAACGUGCUGGAGUCGAAGGACACAGACAGCGACCGGGAGGCUGGGACCGAGACCGGCGGGGAGAACAACGAUAAGGAGGAAGAGGAGAAGAAAGAUGAGACCUCCAGCUCCUCCGAAGCGAAUUCUCGGUGUCAAACGCCGAUAAAGAUGAAGCCAAAUGCUGAGCCUCCCGAGAACGUGGAGUGGAGCGGGGCUGAGGCCUCCAUGUUCAGGGUUCUCAUCGGCACCUACUAUGACAACUUCUGCGCCAUCGCUAGAUUAAUCGGGACCAAAACAUGUAGACAGGUGUAUGAGUUUCGCGUCAAAGAGUCGAGCAUCAUCGCCCCAGCCCCCGCCGAGGACGUGGACACCCCCCCUCGGAAGAAGAAGAGGAAACACAGGUUGUGGGCUGCUCACUGCCGAAAGAUACAGCUGAAGAAGGACGGCUCCUCCAACCACGUUUACAACUAUCAGCCCUGUGACCACCCUCGGCAGCCUUGCGACAGCUCCUGCCCUUGUGUGAUCGCACAAAACUUUUGUGAAAAGUUUUGUCAGUGUAGCUCAGAAUGCCAGAACCGCUUCCCCGGAUGCCGCUGCAAAGCCCAGUGCAACACCAAGCAGUGCCCCUGCUACCUGGCCGUCCGCGAGUGCGACCCCGACCUCUGCCUCACCUGUGGCGCCGCUGACCACUGGGACAGCAAAAACGUGUCCUGCAAGAACUGCAGCAUCCAGCGGGGUUCCAAAAAGCACCUGCUGCUGGCGCCGUCUGACGUGGCGGGCUGGGGCAUCUUCAUCAAAGACCCGGUGCAGAAGAACGAGUUCAUCUCCGAGUACUGCGGCGAGAUUAUUUCUCAAGAUGAGGCAGACAGAAGAGGGAAAGUGUAUGAUAAAUACAUGUGCAGCUUCCUGUUCAACUUGAACAAUGAUUUUGUGGUGGACGCAACGCGCAAGGGCAACAAAAUCCGUUUUGCGAACCAUUCAGUGAACCCGAACUGCUAUGCAAAAGAGCUGUUUUUCGACUACAGAUACAGCCAGGCGGACGCCCUCAAGUACGUGGGCAUUGAAAGAGAAAUGGAAAUUCCUUGACAUCUGCUACCUCUUCCUCUCCCUCCUCCUCUAUGGAACAGCUGCCUUAGCUUCAGGAACCUCGAGUACUGUGGGCAAUUUAGAAAAAGAAAAUACAGUUUGAAAUUCUGAAUUUGCAAAGUACUGUAAGGAUAAUUUAUAGCGAUGAGUUUAAAAAAAUCAACUUUUUAUUGCCUUCUCACCAGCUGCAAAGUGUUUUGUACCAGUGAAUUUUUGCAAUAAUGCAGGAUGGUACAUUUUUCAACUUUGA